UCAAUGCAGGAAAAGUGCUAUGAAAAUCAUUUGAAAUGUUUAUUCACAAGAUCACAUCAGUUUUGCGGUACACGCGCCUUGAGACAGUUCUAAGUCGAAUAAAAACGGAUGACAGUUUUUAAAAGUUCAAAGUGGACAGGAUACUAUUACGAAUAGUGGAAACGAAUUCAAAUUUUUGUUUGCAUAGAAAAUUUUCUUAAACAUGAUAGUAAUAAUUUUGUUAACGGCUCUUUUUGCCGGAGCGUAUAUUUACUGGACAUAUGUACAAUACAAAACCGGUUGGCAUCUGCUUAAAAAAGUACCAGGACCCUUCACAUUUUGGGUAUUCGGGAAUGUGCCGCAAAUCGGAUUAACAGCUGAAGAUAAUAUGACCCAAGUGCGUCGCUGGGCGCAUCAAUAUAACUAUGGGUUAGCACGCAUGUACGGUGGCGCCCAGCCAUAUUUGAUGGUCAUAAAUCCCAAAGCUAUGGAGCAAGUGCUCUCGAGCACCACACUCAUAUACAAGUACGACCCCUACAAAUUUUUUUACCCUUGGCUGGGCCAGGGUUUGCUUACAUCGAAUGGUCGCCAUUGGUUAAAUCACCGUAAGAUGAUAACGCCCUCAUUUCAUUUUGCAAUUCUACAAGAUUUCCUUAAAAUUAUGAAUGACACUACCGAUCGAUUUAUGAUGCUAUUGGGAGAUUUCGCGGCUAAGGAGGAUAUGUUCGAUUUUCAAGAGAUCGUAACGCGUUCGACCAUCGAUGUCAUCUGCGAAGCUGCCAUGGGAACUCCGGUGAAUGCCAUAGUAGGGCGCACCUCACCUAUGGUGCCGGCGAUUGCUGAGCUUUGCGAUGUGAUGCGUCAACGGAUCUUCAGCGCGUUAAAUCGUUUGGACUUCUUCUUUGUUUGGACGGAGGCAUAUCGGAAACAGGAAAGAGCUUUAACAGUACUACGCAGAGAACUUUCCGAAAUCAUUGAGAAAAGACGAGUCAUACUAAAGGAAAUCGGUGAAAACAAAUUGAAAAGUGACGCUGAUGGCAAACGUCCGAAAAUGGCCUUUCUUGACAAUUUACUAACAGCCGAGGUUGAGGGCAAACCGCUAACAUUUCAAGAUAUUUUUGAAGAGGUCUCAACGUUUGUUUUUGAGGGCCAUGACACCACCGCCAGCGCUAUUGGUUUCACCAUUUACAGUCUCUCUCGACACACGCAAAUACAGGAGCGUGCCUUUCAAGAACAAUACGCCAUUUUCGGCAAUGAUCUUCAACGCAAUCCAACAUACCAAGAAUUGGGCGAAAUGAAGUACUUGGAGUUGAUACUGAAGGAAACGCUGCGAUUAUAUCCCAGUGUGCCAUUUAUUGUGCGCACGCUGCAGGAACAAACUGAAAUUGGUGGCUUUCAGAUUCCUGCUGGUACUUCCAUCGGUUGCAUUAUUAUUGCAUUGGGUACAAAUCCGCACAGUUUUCCAGAACCAUUUAAAUUCAAACCGGAACGUUUUGAAAAUCGCACCACAUCGAAUCCGUACGACUACGUGCCAUUCAGCGCCGGGCCGCGGAACUGUAUAGGACAAAAAUUUGCUAUGAUGGAAUUGAAAGUGACCGUCUCAAAAAUCAUACGCCACUUCAAUGUACUACCUGCAGUGGACGGACUAUCCACGGGUAUACACGACCCGGCAGAUCCAAAUGACAAGUUCGACAAUCCUUAUGACGCACGUUUGGGAUUCUAUUUGACACUUAAGUCGGUAAAUGGCCUAAAAAUACGGCUACGUCGGCGAGUGUACUGAGCGUAAUUGUUUCAAGUGGGCGUGGUUUCAUUAGCAUCUAAUAAAGAGAGUUUGUACUUAAAUGUUUUCUGUUAAAAAAAGU
Messenger RNA from Rhagoletis zephyria (snowberry fruit fly), 1841 nucleotides. Its product is annotated as probable cytochrome P450 4e1. Gene Ontology annotation, molecular function: iron ion binding; oxidoreductase activity, acting on paired donors, with incorporation or reduction of molecular oxygen; heme binding. The record is from RefSeq and is a predicted model, not a curated record. NCBI's taxonomy places the organism in Eukaryota, Metazoa, Arthropoda, Insecta, Diptera, Tephritidae.